CUUAGCGAGCAGUGGUUGUUGGUACGAGAGGCUGUGUUUGGGGUUUCUGAAGUAAAGCACUCGAAGGAGAAGAAGUGAAAGAAAAAAAGGCAGCAGCGGCGGUGUGCGGUGGGAGCCAUGGCGGCGCCCGAAUCCCCUCUCUGUUACGUCGGUGUCGCCAGGCAAUCCGCUGCUUUUCGCCUUAUGAAGCAAAUGGGUUGGGAAGAAGGAGAAGGUCUCGGAAAAGAGAAGCAGGGGAUCAAAGGACACGUUCGAGUCCAAAAUAAACAAGACACUACUGGUAUUGGCCUUGAGAAGCCAAAUCAUUGGGCCUUCGACACCACUCAAUUUGAUAAUAUACUCAAGAGAUUGAAAGUUCAAGCGCCGCAAUCACAUGACACAGACACUGAGGAAAACGCACCUGAGGUGGAAACCAAGGCUAAUGUUCCUGUUGAUAAUAAUGAUUCUGUGUCCAAAACUACAAGGCCUCAGGGAAGAUACAAGAGAAGAGAGAGGGGAAAGCUUGUCUCGCAAUAUUCCUUGAAGGAUCUCGAAGGAAUUCUUGUUAAAAAGGGUGACAUAUCUGGGGUUACUGAUAAUUCUGAUGGUGAGCUGGACAUGUUGAAGUCAUCUGAAAUUCACAAUUUUCAAGUUGAAGAAAGCAAAUAUCCUGCUAUACCUCCAGAGUGGUGGGGCUAUAAGUAUGGUUUUGUCUCUGGUGGAUUUCUAGGAGCUGAAUUGAAAAAGAAAAGGUCUAUGACAUCUGAAACUGUAAAAAAUAGGGCAGAGAGAACUGCUUUUCAUGAAGAGGAUCAAGAGAACCUUUAUAAUCUAGUCCAGGAGAAAUCCACAACGGGGAAGCAAGGACUAGGGAUCAAGGACAGACCCAAGAAAGUAGCUGGUUGCUAUUAUCAGGGGAAAAAGACAUCCUUUGAUGAUAGUGAUGAAGAUUCUGCUGACACGGAUUCCCUUGAAAAACAAGCCCAUAAUGACUUGGUUAAAUUAGAAAAGAUCGUUGAAUGCAAAGUGAAGCUGAAAAAGUUGUGCAAAAAGAUUUUACUGCAGGUGCCUGGAGAAUCGUUGAAACUGAAACAGCUCAAAGUUAUUAUUGAUGAACAUUCAUCUUCGGUUUUGUCGGGCUUUUCUUCAAAAAGAGAGGCUAUUGCUUACUUACGGCAAAAGCUGACAGGUAGCAGGAAGUUCUGUAUCGAAGGCAAAAGAGUGCGAUUGUCAUCAAAGAAAAGCUGAUUUUUGAUACGUCUUUUUCUUGUCCUUUCUAAUUCAUUAUAUUUAUUGGGAGAGAAAGGGUUUAGGUAGCUUUUCAUUGGUUAGUUUUAUCAACGUAUGUUGUAUUAAUUAAAUAGCAUUUUAUGAAAUUUAAUUUACAUUGUGUUGCGAGUUUAAAAAUGUGUAAGCGAGAGCGUGUGUAACCGGAUUCCAUAGUAAAAUAAUGUAAUGCACUCAUCAUAGCGAUGGAUGAACAUGGAAAUGUCAACCGGGGUUCCUUUUGGUUCAUA
Molecule: messenger RNA, 1496 nt
Organism: Vigna umbellata (rice bean)
Lineage: Eukaryota; Viridiplantae; Streptophyta; Magnoliopsida; Fabales; Fabaceae
Product: D111/G-patch domain-containing protein
Cellular component (GO): nucleolus
Molecular function (GO): nucleic acid binding
Source: RefSeq, a predicted model, not a curated record